Caenorhabditis sp. 36 PRJEB53466 is the source of this 1798-nucleotide messenger RNA. Lineage: Eukaryota; Metazoa; Nematoda; Chromadorea; Rhabditida; Rhabditidae. The record is from the annotation of a GenBank genome assembly.
AUGGCUUACGACCCAAACCGACUUCCACAAGAUUUACCUGUCUACUACAAAAACUUCUUUCCAGUCAAACCAUUUGUGAAAUGGCUUCGAUACAACGCUGGUGAGUACUCGGUUCCGGAUUACCCAAAAAUUGCUAUUUUGUAGAUACUGGACUCUAUUUUAACCGUCGAGAGUUCGCAUUCAUUCUUGCUGACGAUGUUCACUUGAGAUAUCGCAGUUUCAAUGAUGAGCAUUCGUUCUUCAAAGCACUCACCAGUACCAAUCCUCAUAAACUGGAUAUCGGAGCCGUCUACAAUCACGAACCGGUCAACAACAAAAGACAUACGGACUAUCAGGCGGUCGAGAGAGAACUCGUGUUCGAUAUCGAUUUGACUGAUUAUGAUCCGAUCAGAACUUGUUGCCAGUAAGUGAAAAAUAUGCUUCCCUAUACGAAGUCAGUCUUUCAGGGGUGCUAGUGUUUGCAGCAAGUGCUGGAAGUUCAUGGUUCUGGCAGCGAAGAUUCUGGACUAUCAAUUGGAAGAUAUGUUUGGUUUUGAAGCACGAAUGUGGCUGUUUUCUGGAAGACGUGGAAUCCAUUGCUGGGUCGGAGACAAGAAAUCUCGUAUGCUGAAUAACUCGACCAGAUCAGCCAUAGCCGCCAUGCUCAAUCUGUUCAAGGUAACACAAGAGAGUAAUUAGAUGUAUCAAGUGAUUCUUAGACAAACGGUAAGAUCGAGGUAACGGAAGGCAAACCGAGGGUGACCAGAACUCCUCCGUUCGUCAGCGAUGCCUACGAUAACGCCGUGAAAGACGGAAUCUUCGAGCAGUUGGCCAUCGAGCAAGGAUGGCUGAAUAGCGAGGACGCUAUCCUGGAAGCGCUGGACGUGGGGGAAGGUCUCCGCAUCAGUUUGAAGGAAACGUUCCCUCUGUAUGUCACUCCAACUGCGAGAUGGCACAUGCUUCGCGGAGUAUUCGAUGACAAAUAUCGAGUCGGGCUAAAAUCAGAUGACCUUCUUCUUAGUUUCAGUGUAAGAUAAACAUGGCCGAUUGCACGAAGACGUUUCUUUCAGGACAAUGAUAAACUCGGACGUGAUCGGUACGCUCUUUUGCGGUUUGUCCUCCAAAGAUGCUAUCCUCGUCUUGACGUGAACGUGACCACAGGUGAGUGGAGUUGAUUCGCAAAAUAAAAAAACACGGUCAAGGAGUGUCAGUGGGGAGAGGGGGUCGCCUGACCAGUAGCCAUCAGCAGUGGGGCGGAGAGAAACCCCGGAACAUCUCCAAUUCAAUUUUUUCAAGAUAACCCACUGACGCCGGACCGAUGGACAACUGGCAAAUGCCGCCGUUUAUAUAGGCAUCGGUCGACGAGCGGGCGACGUUUCCCUUCGUUUUGAAAUAUUUCGCAAUUUGCAUUACUAGCGCUAAAUGUUUUGUAUGUUUGCAGGCACAAAUCACUUGUUGAAGUCACCGUUCUGUGUUCAUCCUGGCACUGGCAACAUUGCCGUUCCGUUAGAUGUGAAUACAAUCGCCCAGUUCGAUGUGAAAACGUGUCCGCGGAUUGAGUGAGUUUAGUCAGAUAUGGUAAAGAUUUGUACUGUAUUCCUUCAGCCAUGUCAUCGCCGAAUUGGAGGCUAGAAACGAGUUGAAAAAGGAGGAAAAUGAAGAGAACGAGGAGGCCGAGGAGUCAAAGAAUCGGAAAUAUCUCGGUAGGAAGGCGAUGAUCUUUUUUCCACCAAUUCGUUUCAUUUCAGCAUACCGACACGGAAUCCUGGCACCGUACGUUGAGAAUUUUGAGAAGUUUAUCAAGGCGUGCCAUUCGUGA